Messenger RNA from Lates calcarifer (barramundi perch), 10883 nucleotides. RefSeq names its product polycystic kidney disease 1 like 1. Gene Ontology annotation, cellular component: membrane. Gene Ontology annotation, molecular function: protein binding; calcium channel activity. NCBI's taxonomy places the organism in Eukaryota, Metazoa, Chordata, Actinopteri, Centropomidae. Gene Ontology annotation, biological process: detection of mechanical stimulus. The record is from RefSeq and is a predicted model, not a curated record.
UCGUUCAGUGAAACCAGCUCAGCCCCCUCCUCACACCUAUUUUGUUUCUUUCGUUUGCAUACAGUCACCCUCUGUGUGCUCACGCCAUACACACCUUAUAUGCAGAGCUUUCUCAACGCACCUGCAUUUCUCCUCCUCAUUAAACUCCCCGAGCUUCUCCGUCGAUGCGGCCUUCUCCAGAUCAGACAUGUUCAGUCCUCUUGUUUACCUGCUCAUUUCACUGCACCCGGUUUUUAACACCCGGUCCGCGGCGGUUCAUCGCUCAGGUCAGGAGAGUUCGCCGUGGUUCGUGGGCUGCGUCAACGCCAGCGGCUCCUCUUUCCUCGGGCUUUAUUCACCCAUGGGUGCCCAUGACCUUGACCCGGUAACCUGCUGUGUUCGCUGUCUGGAUGAGGGGUACCAGGUUGCAGCGUUGAUGUUGGAGAGCUGUUACUGUGGCAACCACCAGCUGCAUGAUUUGGCUGUUAGUGAGUGUUUCAACACAUCUUCCAGUGGAGGGUCAGAUGUCAGAGGAGAAAGUGAAAGACACAGCGUGCUGCACUACUUGCCUGCUGGAGGUGGAUGGGGGAUUGUGGCACUCUACAGAACUGAAGGACCAUUUCUGCACAGCAUUAGUCUGUCUACCUCUUUAGACAGAGUGCAGGCUGGGAGGACUUUUGUUGUGGAAGUCUCUGGAAACCUGGCUGGACACCCCAGCCAGCCCACAGGGAUCCUGAGUCUGGAGGGACAGGAUCUCUCUCAUGUCACUGUGGAGUUCCUGGACACGACCCCUAAAGGUCAAAGUUCACAUCAUGUCAGCUUGUUGGAUGACGGUUCUUUUGUUAUGUUAUCUGACUGGAUUUUGGAAACUCCAGGAAAAUAUGAAAUCAAUGUUAGUGUCUCCAACCUCCUCUCCACACUUUCCUCCACCCUCCACCUCUCCGUCUUGCAGCCCUCUCCAGAUGGCCUGGUGAUCUCUGUGCUUCAUGGGCCCCUGGGCGCCCCCUCCUGCAUACAGCUCCAGCAGACAGACUCAGACAGCGAGGUCAUGCAGGCAGCGUACCUGGGCGAUCCCGUCACGCUGCAGGCGUACGUGGGUGAAGGUCUGGCCACAGAGUUCUGCUGGUGGUUUAUUCAUGAGAAGAGAGAGGAAAACACAGAGAUGGAGGACGAGAGAAAAGGUGUAAAGACAGCUUGCCUCCCCAGCUCUUACUUGAACUGGACCUUUGAAACAGAAGGAGUUCACAUGGUGUCAGUGAACGCAUCCAGUACCAGUGGAUGGACACAGCAGACAAUACAUGUUGUAAUUGUGCGUCCUUCCGUUUCUAACGUUAAAGUGAGCGUGUUGAGGAAUCAUCUAAGAGCUGGAGAGCACAUGUCUGUAUAUAUGGAGCUGCUCACCACUAUGAAACACCUGCUCGUCCUCAACCUCACACUAAAUGCAGAUUAUGACCACAACUAUAAGAACAGCAAAGGAAAGGACAACAACACCGGCAGCAGGGGCAGCAUUGACAAUAACAGCUGCAGCAUUGACGGCAACGACAUGAAUAAUAUAAGUAAUGAUGACAGAGGUGUCUUCAGUGAUGAAAUCAGCUCCAACACUACUAACAUUGCUAAAACUGAGAGUCAUGCGAGCAGCAUUACUGACUGGGAAAACAGCAGUGAUCAAGACUGUAACCACAGUAACCAUGGUAACACCAGUUACAGUCACAGUCUCAAUCAACACCACAGUAAUAUCUAUUGUCCUGAUGGCACCCACUCCUAUCCCCACCACUUCAUCCCUCUCCACCUCCUCCACACCUCCAAUCCGUCCAGCUGCCGCCUGCACCUCCACCUUCACUGCUGCCUCCCCACCGCAGCCGGACGGUAUCACCUCACAGCAUCUGUUUUCUUCACUCAUGAUCCUUCAUCAGUACUGCCCACUGUCCUGCCUCAAGCCUUAAUGGUGUAUGAGCAGAUCUGUGCCCUGAGGCCUUCUGGGAGUUGGAUGUCAGUAGUUCCAACACACGCAGAAUUUAGCCUGGAGGUUGUCGGCCAUGGCAACCGCAUGGGGUCAAGGAUAAUUUGGACUUUUAUUUUGGAUAAUGCUGUUAUGAUGAACAGGACAACUGAGGAAUGGAGCAUGAAUGUGUCUCUUCCAGUAGCAGGGCGUUAUAAUGUCACAGUUAAGGCCUUAAACCCAGUCAGCUGGAGCUCAUUUCAAACACACAUUCUGGUUCAAGAUCUAGUUGGAGAGCUGGCGCUGAAUGUUCCCAGUGUGAUCCGAACAAAUCAGAAACACUCUGCUUCAUUUAGUGUCUCAGCAGGGUCAAACAUGACUCUGUCUCUGCUGGUGAAUGCAACAUUACUGUACAGAAACAGCAGCUAUGCUACAGGAGAAGAGGCAGCGGUGGUUUUGCUUCUCAACCACACCGGGACAGUUGCGGUCGAGCUUCGAGCUGAGAAUCGAGUUUCUUCUCAGAAGAAAAGCGUUAGAGUGUGUGUUAAGGGGAACAGGAAGCCGUCACCGCAAGUUAGAGUUAAUCCAAACUGGCAACCACCCACCAGUCAGAGUCCUGCCCACAGCCUGUGUGACAAUGUGUGGAUUUAUGCAGCAAAGCAAGCUUAUCCCACAAAUACAGAUAUAACCUUACUGGCUGUGUCUGAUGCACCAGACCUUGUGGAGUUUAUCUGGCACUUUGGAGACUCCACCUCAGUCAGAACCACCUCAAGGAACAUCACCAAAAGAUACAACAAACCUGGCAGGUUUGAUGUAGUUGUAGUCAUGUCUGGUGGUCAGUCAUCCGUCCCCUCUGAGGUGUUCCCGCUGGUCAUCCAGAGAGCAGUGAAACUCAACAGGCUGGUCCAUCAGCCCUCAGUCCUGCAGAAUCAGACAGCGACGGUGAGUUGUCGGGUCAAUGUCGGGACCAACCUCACCUUCCUCUGGAGCUUUGGAGACGGAUCAUCCAGGCUGGGACAGAGCACAGAACAGCAUGUCUUCCACAAAACAGGAGAGUUCAGAGUUGAGGUGACUGUGUCUAACCUGGUCAGCUCUGCCUCUCUGAGCAGUCACGUCUUUGUUGUGGACCGACCUUGUCAGCCUCCACCUGUCAAAAACAUGGGUCCUCUCAAGCUACAGGUGCGGAGAUAUGAGGUUAUCUGUCUGGGGGUGACCUUUGAAACUGAAUUUGACUGUGAUAUAUCAGGAGGUCUUCAAUACACCUGGACCCUGUUUGACUCUGCAGGCCAGACCAUCCCUUUGCCUUUCACAGACACACACAGACAGAGUCUCACACUGCAGAGCCAUCUCUUGCACUAUGACACUUACACUGCCAUAGCCAGGGUCCAGGUCAUUGGCAAUGUGGUGUACAGUAACUACAGUGUAAGAGUUCACGUGAUGCCGAGCCCUCCUGUGGCUUUCAUCCAGGGUGGCACCAACAUCUUCAUUAACAACAGGAACACCACCACAGUAACCCUGGACGGGCAGAGAUCUUACGACCCUGACUUCCCCAUGAACCCACUGAGCUACAGCUGGACAUGUAAACCGCUCAGCUCCAUCACCACCUCCUGUUUCACCCAGCACGUUACCACUUCCUCCCCUGUGCUCACAUUUCCUGUUAGUUUCUUAAAACACAACUUUGACCAGUUCCAGUUCACACUCACCGUACACAGUGGAGAGCGUUCAGCCUCAUCAGAGACCUUCCUCACAGUAAUACCAGAUCUGCUUGGGAAGGUGUCAGUUUAUUGUGCUCAUUGCCAAGGAGACCAGGUGAACUGGGAUCAGUCGUUCUCUGCCAGUACCUUGUGUGAAGACUGUGACGUUUCCACAAAACACAUCCAGUACAGCUGGAGCCUGUACCUGGUCGAUGCCUCCUCCAGGCCUGUCAUAGAAGUGCCAUUUUGUUACACAGUGGAUCUCGGUGCUCCCUCCACAAUCAUAAAGGGUCCUGCCAGUUCCCCUCAGACUCCUGGGACUUCCACACCACAUCCAUCUGACCCAGAUACUUCAGACUACACCCGCACUGUCUAUGCAUCAGCCCCUGUUCUCCUGGCUAAACCUAGAGCAAGAAAGCAAACCCUGGGCCUGGCUGACAGUGGGACAUCAUCACAGAGGAGCAGAAACAUGUCAAACAAAGCUGGAGACAAGCCCUUUUAUCAUUCCCUGGGAAAGUUAGACCCUGCAGAGCAUCAUCCCUCCACCGAAUACCCACCACUCGCCCUUGACAACAGUGGAGUCCUAUAUUCUGAACACUCUGGACAAAGUGAUGCUACCAGUAAAUUCCCAGUGGAUUCUGACUCCUCUGCUGAGUGGGAAUUUUCUCUUCCUGUCCUGGAGAAUGGAGACGUGGAAGGUCAACUAGACUCAGAUUAUGAUGUUCCUUUCCCAAGUGCAGAAGAGGGAGACUCAGGGAUUUCAGCAGGAAGACCUAUAGGUGUGGAUAGAGAGACCCUCAGUCCAGGAGAGGACUCAGUGUUUGAUCCAGCAGUACAUGAGGAUGAGGGGAGUAACCUGGUGCUUCCUAGACCCUCUGUGGUGAUCCAGGAGCCAACUUUGCUUGAUUUGCCCCGAUACCCAGUAGACAGAGUCCUUUUUGAGUCCUACACUUACACGGGAAUUUCCUCCUCUGUGCUCAGUUUCAGACCCUUCAGUCUGAAGCCUGGGAGCAGAUACAUGCUGGAGGUCAGUGCCAAAUUUCAGAAUAGUGUUCUUGGCCGGACUCAGUUGUUCGUAAAAACCAAGCCUGCUCCACAGGGCAUGAUGUGCCAGGUGCAGCCGGACAAAGGGAUGGAGUUACACACACAUUUCAGCAUCUUCUGCACCUCAGGGAAAGAGGAUUUACUGUAUGAGCACAGUUUCAGUGUGGGAGGCAGACACCCCAGGGUGCUGUACAAGGGGAGAGAUUUUCAGUACUACUUCAACCUUCCCUCAGGUGACCCUAGUGAUGACUAUAAAGUAACGAUUUAUACUGAGAUCAGAAGCAGCACAUAUGGGACAGCCACUAAACCCUGUCCUGUCACCGUCCGAGUCCAACCAAGCUUCCUCAGAGACACUUCCUCCCAUCACGAUCCUGAUCUGGUACUUUCAGGUUCAGGUCUGAGGAACCUGUCGGCUCUGGUGCGGCUUGGGAACAGUAGGGAGAUUCUGAACUACGUCAGUCUCCUCUCCAGCAUUCUGAACAGACUCAGCCUGCACACCGAGGCCAACACACACGCACAGAGACACGUGCGCAGCGUGCUCAUUUGCAUAGUGUGUGAGCUUGAGAGCAGUGAGCAGGCACUAAUGGAUGACAGCAUCUGCACACUCGAAGAUCUUUUAAAAGUUACAGAUCAGGUAACAUUAGCAAGUGCCAGGCGAGUGACAGUUCAUGUUCAGGACAUCUCAGACCUGUUUUUGGAGUCCACUUUUCCAGCCUGGAAUCAUCUGAACCACAAGACCCUCAACAGCCUGGUCACCGUGCUCUCAUACAUCCUUCAGGCUGCUGUUACUAAUCAUGAUUUCACACCUGAAACACCCAACAUUGAUAAUAUUACACAUGUAUUAGAAUCAGACUCACCCACUGGUGAAAACAUAAGAAAUACCAUUGCUUCUCCUGAUGUCUGCAUACCAGCUUCAUCCACCGGUGUUCACUUCAAACGGGGAGGAUCGGUUUCAACAAAGCAGAUGGCACAGCUUGUAGGUGAUACUCUGCAGACUGCGUCAGACCUGAUACUGAAGUACAUUUUGUUCCACAAGGUCCAGGAGCACAGAGUCAGCUCAGGUUUCAUCACUUUAUACGCCACAUUCCUAAACCAAACGUCCACGGUCAUCAGCAGUGGCUCAACCACCUUCUACCUGCCAGCCUCUCUGAUCCAGCUCCUGUUUGCACGUCGCAGUGGACAGAGUGAGAGCAGGCAGCGUCGACCGUGCGUGCUCAGCGUGCUGACUGAGCUUGACCACAGCCCUUACACCUGCACCCACUGUCCUACACAGCUCAGUGGACCAGUGGUUGACCUGAGUCUGUACAAGUGCAGCGUCAGGAGAGAGAUACCUGUUCGUUCCCUCGUUCAGCCAAUCAGUGCUGAGCUGCGGCAUCCACCAAGAAACAGGAGCCCUGUGCAUGAGUACCUUCUCCUCCGCAUGUAUGUCAACUACCACAGCUUCAACAUUACCCAUGACCACUUGCAGCAGGCCAUUCAGUUGAGCGUGGUGUUCACGCCACCACCCAAAAAGAUGUUUCCCAUCAUGCUGCUCUUCAGGAUGUUUGAGAGGCCGACUGCCAGCAUGCACCAUCUGCACAGGAUUCACCACUGGGAGAGCAACACCAUAUGCAUCACUCUGCCCCCAUCCUACCUCAACGCAGCAGGGGUUGGUCACCUGGCACUGCUCAAUGCUGAUUUUGGAAAAGCAACCAGACACAAGCACCUGAGUGAACAGAUCAGCUACAGUCUCUCAGUGGUCAGCAGCCAGUGUCUGUCCUGGGACAGCCACCAGGGGGCCUGGACACAUCACGGCUGCAGGACACAGCAAGUAGACUCAAACACUGCUGUCAACUGCAGUUGUCACCAGUUGAGGCCGCUGACUGUGGUACAGCACCAGAUCCAGAGCAGCCAUGACACAGCUGAUCUGGACCCAUUCCUAAGUGUGUCCCAUGAUCUGACUGUGCUGGGUGUGCUGGUGGUGUGUGUGUGCCUGUACAUCCCGGGGUUGGUGGUGUGUAAGACAGCUGAUGACAUCUCCAAGAAGAAUCGAAGAGUCCACUAUCUUUCUGACAACUCUCCAUGCGACUCAUAUCUUUAUGCUGUAACCAUCCACACUGGUCUCUGCUCUGCAGCCAAUAUGAGUGCAAAGGUUUACAUUGUGCUCUAUGGUGAAGAUGGGUUCUCACACACAAGAGAACUACAAGUCCCAGGGUGCACUCUAUUCAGGAGGAACUCUCAAGACACAUUUAUACUCAGUGCAGCAGACAGCUUAGGCUCUGUGUGGGGGGUUCACAUCUGGCAUGACAGCUCUGGGCCGUCCCCACACUGGUACCUCAGACACGUGGAGGUAUCUGAGGGCAUCGCGAAAGGACGUGCUUGGCUGUUUGUUGCUCAGUGCUGGUUGGCUGUAAACAAAGGCGAUGGCCAGGUGGAGAGAAUGCUGCAUGUCUGCACCCGCGGAGUAGGCUUUGCCAAGAUGUUAUGGUUUAAGCUAUCUAACUACCUGGCUGACUUCCACAUCUGGAUAUCUGUGUACAGGUGCCCCUGCCCUAACUUGUUCACACACACUCAAAGGCUUAGUGUGUGCCUGCUGUUGCUGUUGGGGUACGCAUGUGUCAACACAGUAAUCAUAUCACAAAUGGAUGAUCAGUUGCCGUUCGAGUUGGGUAUCCUUGAUGUAUCCGCUGUCUCCGUGACAACAGGAGUAUUAAGUGUGAUGGCAGUGUUGCCCGGAGCAACAAUGAUAUCUUUUCUGUUUCGACUGCAUGAGGUGAAGCUGAUGAGCUCAGGAGUCCGACAUGCAAAGAGCAGAAAGAGCAGAAAGGACUGUUUUGAAGAUGCCCUUUCAGUAAAUGACAGUGUAUUCCAUCUUUCUUGGAGCUGUCUUCAGCAGUGGAUACAGGAAGUCUGGAGGAAGAAAAACCAGGACACAGACGUGCUCUCAGUGUCCACUACAAUUCUGGAAAAUAAAGACACAGAUAAAGAAUCUGUAAUCAAACCAGAUAUGAUCACAGGAAACGAGGAUGGUCUUGCAGUUGAGAGUAGUAUGGGACUAGGGACCAGAAAACAUGCUGAUCAAGGAACUCAGAGAAAAGAGUUUGAUGUUUUAGUUGACAACAAGAAGUCUCAUGGAACCCAGAAAGACCUUUUGUCCAGUUAUAGGGAGGAAGAUCAAACCAUUCAGGAGGAGAAGGAAGAACCUCAAGGAAAGUGUCCAUCGGACUGUGGCUCUGAGGAAGGCAGCCAUCACCAGGCAGAGUGGUCUGGUCAUGGCAGUGGUUGCCACGUAAUUGACAAACUGAAAGGGAGAAGAGUUGGACCAGCAUCCCCGUGGUGUCACUAUUUGGCCUGGGUCCUCUGUCUGCUGCUGUCCCUCUCCUGCCUGGUGCUCUCUGCAGUGCUGGGGAUGAGAUUCACCAGCAGCAAAGUUCUGCUUUGGAUACACUCUCUGUCCUUCUCCCUGAUGUCUUGCAUCUUCUUCAUCCAGCCAGCUGUGAUACUUACUGUGGCAGUGACUGUCUCAUUUUGGUACAGGAAAAGGCCAGACUUUCAUUCUUUCUCCAGAAUAAAAGAGUGUGACAUAGAGGCCUCAACACUGUGCAGCCACAGAGGUGCUAGUCCAACAGGAGAACAGUUCAGGACAUCUGCUUUCCCUCAGGAAGAAUGCUUAUACCUCAAAAAGCUGCUUGCGACUCGACAGCGAGCUCGGUACCUGCGUCUUGUGCACCCGCUGACUCCAGCAGAGCUAAGGAGAAGUCGUGGGAGGAAAAGAAGAGAGACUCUUAUCCACAACUCCCUCAGGGAUUUGUCUGUCUGUGUCUCCAUGGCUCUCCUGAUGCUGUCUAUAACAUAUGGCAGCUCAUUCACUGACCAUUACCACCUCAAUAAAGCUGUCAGAAAACAGUUUAUAAGGAAUGAUGGUAAUGAUUUUAUGUCCAUACAAAAUCAUAAGGACUGGUGGAAAUGGACACAAACCAGUCUGCUUAAUCUGCUGUACAAGAAUGCAUCAGUCAAAACUGAGCAGUCACACAUUUUGAUUGGAGAACCGAUUCUGUGGAAGACUGAGGUGUCCAAGUCAUUUCAGGGCCAGCUCUCCAGUGUGACUCUUGGACCAGAAUCUCUUCACUUACGCUUACUGGGGAGCAAUACAUCCACUUAUCCACACUCCAUUGUCAUGGUUCCCACGGCAACGCUGCCAAGGACAUGUGGUCACCUGGGCUGCUACUCGGGGCUGAGUACUACAGUUGGCUUAGGCCAUACAAAGUCUGACGCCGCAUCCAAACUGAAUCUCCUACAUUCAAGUGGCUGGUUGGGGAGACAGACGGUGGCCCUGAAGGUCCAGUUCACCUUGUUUAGCCCUGCACCCAACUUGUUCACCAGUGUGACCCUGCUUACCGAGCAGAGUCCCACCAAUGUCCUGUUGCCCUCCUCCAAAGUUCUGUCAGUUAGGGUGUAUCACACUGCUGCUGUGUGGGACUAUGUUGUUAUGGCGUGCCAGCUCCUCUUCCUCCUCUUGUCUCUACUGCAACUCUGUCAUCAGAUGUGCGCCAUGAGGCAGCAAGGGCUGAUGGGAUACUGGAGGAAACCCUGCAACUGGCUAGAAGUGACUGUGCUGACAGUGACCUUAGUGUACUACAUUUACUAUAUCUAUCACUCCACUAUUAUCAUGCAUGUCGUGGAGCUGCUGCAGACACACAGAGGACACGUCGAUGUCAGCUUCUUAGCUACCUGGGAACAAAAUAUUCGCUCUCUGCGUGGUGUCACACUUUUCCUUCUCACCAUGAAGUGUGUGACUGUGUUGAGGGUGAACAGGACCUUGGCUACCUCUGCUACACUCUUAACCAGCUCACUCUCCAGCCUCUUCUGGCCAAUGAUUUCAGGGCUGAUCCUGCUGGUGGCGCUGUCCUGCGCAGGGAAUCUUGUGUUUGUACAAAGCUCCUGGGCUUUCAGCUCCAUUCCUCACUCCCUUCAAACUCUGCUCCGUCACUGCUGGGGUCUCAGAUCUGCCAGGGACCUCCUCCUCUCAGGGCAUAAUGUCCUUUACUGUGCAACGCUCUAUCUGUCCUCCACUGUGGUGUGGACUGCAGUGGUGAUAGGUGUGAUGUCCUCAUUGGUCAGAGAUGCCAAAAGAUCUCAGGGCAGGAGGGACGUCUUCACUGUGGCAGAAUUAGCAGGCUACAUCAGACGGAGGAUUUCGGAGUUCACUGGGCAGCGUGAACCAACGUGGGUUGAUAACCAUGUGGAGAGGAGGACGUAUUACCUGGAAGAGUUUGAGAGCCUGGUAGAUGAGUUAUUGUUCAGACUCAAUGCCCUCUCUAACAGCCUGCACCACACUCUGCCCCCGACAGCCCAUCACUACAUGGAGCCAGACAGUCCCAUCGCUUCAUCUAUACAGGAGCUCUCCAGCAUGGACAUGCAGGACUUUGUAGACACACAAAUGACAGAAGAGACAAUAGAGAUUGAUCACACAGAUGUCAGUGGCUGUGGGAGAACUCUACCUGCAUCUCACCUGCUCAGGUCCAAGCAUGGAUCAGAGCUGCAGCAGAGAGGCCAACAGAGAAACAAUUCCUUCUCAGACAUUGUUCUGGCAUCUGAUAAUCUGCAGGAAAAUCCAAAUGACAGAGGGGUCCAGACUCAUUUAAGGGGACAAAUCUCCCUGUCCCUCCCAGAGUCUGCAUCACUCAUCACGAUCUGGACAGACGAUGCUUUGGAGAAGCAAACUGACCAGUGGACUAAAACAAAUGAUAGUUGCUGGUUAAGUACAACUCAAGCAACCCAUACAGAGGUGGUAGUGGAGGUUCUAGUGCAUGAUGAGCCUGGAAGUGUAGAGCCAGGGAAACAGGAAGGUCAGGUCAGGCUGGCACACUGCAAGCAAUUAAAAAAAUGAAAUGUCUCAAAAGUCUGCAUUAUAAGAUUUUCUCUUCUGUUAAGAUGUAUAGAAUGGUGCAGUGUUGAGUGUGCCUAGCAUCUUACUUUUUUCCCUCUUGCUUGCCAAAUCAUAUUACCUGGAUCUUCAAACUACUCCUAGAACAAACUGAAAUAAAUCUUACAAGAAUUUUUGAUACUUCAUAAAAUGGCUCAUAGUUAAUUAUGUUUGUAAUUGAUUAGUGGACAAUUUAUUAAUGGCUUUUGUGAUCCAUAAAUGAAAAUGCAUUUUUGUUUUCCAAGUUGCUGGUAUAAAGUCAAUAAUGAAGUGACUGCUGUUUUCAUUUACAAUAAGGAUGAUUUUUUAAAAAUCUGCAGUU